UGGAUCACACCGAUGGCCAAAAGAUACAUGAACCUGUGCGUGGCGGGCUAAGCAAAGCCAAGUACCAGGAUGCUCCGCCAGAAAAGCGAGGCCAUCAUGUUCGCCCAACGCCACCGAUCCGAUUGGCUCCCUCCAAACCACCAAAAACGCAGCGCACCGCCUCCUCCAAAGAUCCGAGUUUGUGACUACUGCAUCGUCUCUCUCUCUCUCUCGCCCUCUCUCCCGUCUCCUGCAGACCCUCAACGACCGACCGCUCCCACCGUCCAUCACCGCUCUCCCGCACAACCCCGUCACCAUGGCCCGCGGCAACCAGCGCGACAAGGCCCGUGAGGCCAACCAGAAGAAGCUGGCCUCCCAGAAGAAGGGCAACAGCAUGAGCGGCACCGAGAUGCAGCGCGCCAAGGAGUCGGCCGCUGAGAUCAUGCGCAAGAAGCAGGCUGCUGCCGAGGCCAAGAAGGCCGAAGCGGCGGCCAAGUAGUCGGUCGCCUUGGACGAAUGCUGCCGGUUUUGCUCGUGGGUACACAACGGCCGUCGACUCGGUCGCCGUCGAAUUUGAUUGCGUACGACCGGUCAGACAACAUCACGAGAUGGAUGGACAGAUGGAGGCGCAGAACGGCGCGGACAGCACGGCAUGACCAUGACUUAUACAACGAUUAUGCGAAUUAUUCCAGGAUAGCAAAGGCGAAGCGGUGCACGGAUUUGGGUUGCCUUAGACAAGAAAUACCAUAGACGCUUAAAUGCACCUUGUCGCGAUGCUGCUCGUCUCAACUUGUCCUGUGGCCAUGUCUUCACGUGCAAAUACGGUCCAUCAUAAUGGUGAUUGGGAGCCAGCUAAUGCAGGCUACGCAAAACAAUGGGUCAUCAAGCCGGUCGCAAAUUCAUUCACAAGCAAUAUAAUUUCAAACAUGG
Messenger RNA from Ilyonectria robusta, 909 nucleotides. RefSeq lists its product as uncharacterized. The record is from RefSeq and is a predicted model, not a curated record. The coding region runs from base 296 to 478 and encodes 60 amino acids. NCBI's taxonomy places the organism in Eukaryota, Fungi, Ascomycota, Sordariomycetes, Hypocreales, Nectriaceae. The transcript has 3 exons.